UGCUACAUACAUAUCUACAUACACACAUAUGUAAGUAUGAAUACAUAUACAUAUUUCUAGCAUUCACCAUGGAGAUGUAUAAUGAUUGUUUUGUAUACUACUUUCUUGCAAUUAUUACAGUAGAAAUGAAAUGCCAGUCAGUGAAGACAAUUUAAUGUACUAGAUAAAUUUCUUAAUAAAUAUGACUUCGGUACAAAACGAAAUUCAACGCAAACAUUUAAUCGUUACGGAUCUUGACCUCUCUGACUGUCAGCAAAUGCAAGAAGUAAAAAACUGUCAUGAUUCAAAUAACAAAGUUCACAAAAAACGUUACUCGGAAAAACAGGUGCAUACUUUUUCGGGCAACUUUAAUCGACGUUCUCGAUCUGCUGAAAAUCGUUCUGAGGAACAUGAACCCAAUAUUAAACAAAGCAUCCGCAUUAACAGUUACUUCAAUGAAGUGUUGCAAUCCAAAGACAAACAAAUGGAAAAAUUGUUGCAACGUUUAGCCACCUUACACAAAUUUAAUGAACAAUUUGAUGUACAAAACAAAGAGCUUCGUUCGCAUAUUCAUAUCCUGGAGGAUCGUAUAGAGAGCUUGCAGUUCGAAGUUGCAAAUUGUAGUCAUUGUCAGGAACUAAUGCAACAACGAGAUAAAUGUUUGACUGAAAAUCAGACAUUAGCGUCUGAUGUAUCGAUGAUGAAGACUCUUGUAUAUCGCCUUAAUGUACAAAUUGAAAAUUAUCAGGAUCGUUUGCGCCUUUCUAAAGACGUUACAAACAAUACAAAUAACACAAGUUCGGAUGAUGUUGUUCCACAUUCGUCUUCUAAAUCAACGUGGGAAGAGAGUGAUGUACGAACACAUUCACUUGCGCCGUUGCUACAUUCGUAUGACGAAAUGAUUCGGGAUAAAGAACACUUAAUACAACAAUAUAAACAGGAAUUUGAACAUUUCACAGGGGAACUGAAAAAGGCACUCGAAGAAAAUAAUAGUCUAUUGCUACAAAACGAAAGCUUUCGUCGAGAGGUUAGUUCUUGGCGGGAAGAACGUACCCGAUUGCAGGCACAAAUCGAUGUCUGCCGCGCAAAAGUUGAAGCUCAAACAAGAAAAUCGGACUUGGCCAAAGAAAAGUUAAUGGAAGUAAUGCAUUGUUAUGAGCAAAAAAUGCAGUCUCUGGUUUUAGACCUGGAACAUUUACAAGCGGCUUAUACACGCUGCAAGAAUGAGCUAUUGUCGCUCAAAAGUUUCAAGCCGCAUGCCACUGAUGGCAUGGAGCACGAUUUACAAGAGUGUAAAGCACUUUUAGAACAGUUGAAAGAGCAGUACAAGAACGAGAAACAUAUGCUCUUGAAAUCUGUUGAAGAGCUUCAAUCGCAACAUGUAGAAGAUAAUAGAAAAAUUUCUGAAAUGAUAAUAAAAAAUGAAACGUUAGAGAAGAGACUGGAAGAGCAGCGCACUGCAAUAGAAGAGUUUCAAAAUAGUGUAAUUUCUUUUCAGCGAACUACCGAAAAAAUCAAGCGCUCUAGAGAUCGGUUGAAGGCGCGGUUGCGAAUUGCAUUGCAAUGGACCCAAAAAAUGGAGGAAGGACAAGUAAAUAUACAAAAUACUUGGGACGCUUUAAAACGUCUUGAAACCAUUGUAAAGCAUAAAGAGUCACAAGUGCGUGGCCUGCAUGCCCGUCAUCUGCAAGAGAUCGAAAAAAUGCAAAAGAAACUAUCCCAAAAAGAGGAGACUAUACGAACUAUACUUAAAGGAAAACUUGUAAUCGGCGAAAAUCGGUAGAUAAUAGAUGAUAGAUAGUUAUUGCAAGCGAACGAAUUGAUAUAUAGCCAUCGACAAAUUUACUCAAACGAUAUUUGAAAAUGUUAUUCACACUAAUUAAGCUUACAAUAAAUUUUCCACUAUAUAAAUAUCUACGUCCUUGUAAAAGAUAUACAAAUAAUGAAUGUUUGCUCAAUGAAAACGUUAGAUACUGAAUAAGAGGCAGUCAGAGGCUAGUGUAAUUUUAAGGUUUAUACUCUCGCAACAUGUUACAACAAAGGAAACGUUAGUUUUGUACACCCAACGGUUAUUAUAUACUAUAUAUAUACAUAAUUGAUUAAAUAUUCAAAUACUCAGGUGGCUUUAUCUAAUGCAACGAAUUUCGAUCAUCUGGAAGACGUUUUGCACAUCAUCUCAACACAUACUAUUAAUUAAAUAUAUCUUCGAUAGAACUUAUGUCGGACACAUAACCUUGUGUCUUAUUGUGGAGCUUAAACGUAUAGACGGACAGACAGACAAUCACUCGGAUUUCAACUCAUCUCGCCAUCUUAUUCAUUUAUAUGUAUAUGUAUGUAUAUAUGAGUAUAACUCGAUAUCUCUCUGGAUUACUUUUAUAUGAUACAAACAACCGUUAGGUGAACAAAACUGUUAUACUCUGUAGCAACAUUUCUUAAGAGUAUAAAAAUAACUCAUAUCAGCAUAUGUAUUCUGCUGGAAUGAAGCCUUAAUAUCUUUCACAUCACAGCUGCAUUUCUCCUAGCAACUAUUGUAUAUACAAUGUAUAGCAACAUAUAAACUAAAUCAGAAACCGUAACCGGUCAACGGAUUGCAACCAACGGAAAAAGAUUAGCUAAUUCUUUCUAAUCACGAAAAAAGAUCUUUUAGAUCUAUUUUAGUUAGAUAUUUAACUGAAUUUUAAUCGAUCAGUUUGUAUAGCAGCUACAUAUGUAUGUAUAUGAUCGAUCUGAAUAGUAUGUUCGGAGAAUUUAGCGUUGGCUUGGAGAACAAUCCAUACCAAAUGAAAAUAUAUUGUCUAAUAAAAAAAGUUGUCCAUACAAGAACUGAAAUUUUAAUGAUCAGUUUGUAUGACCGCAUUUUCCUAGGCGGUCCGAUGACGACCACCCAAACAAAAGAAGAUAAUUUUGGCGAGAAAAAGGCAUAUGUACAUAUGUAAAAUUUCAUUUCAAUACCUUAAAAACAGAGGAACUUCGCGUAUAUGCAGACAGACAGACGGGCAUACCUAAAUCGAUUCAGCUCAUCACGAUGAUGAUUGAUAUAUGAAGUUUCCGACGUUUCCUUCUGGCUGUUACAAACUUCGUGGCAAACUUUAUAUACCCUCUUCAGGGUAUAAAAAAAAACUAUUUAAUGAAAAUAAUCAAACGUAACUCUCAAGAAAAUAUACGAAAUAUACGACGCCACUUGUUCAUACUUUACAUUUUUCAUAUGUAUGUAUAUCUUAAUAUAUAAAAAUCACGUGUCACAUUGUUUGUUUGCGAUGGACUCUUAAACUACUGAACCGAUUUUAAUGAAAUUUUUAACACUGUGUGCAGUUUGGUCCAACUUGAAAGAUAGGAUAGUUUAUAACUCUCCUUAUAGUCGCAUUAUUUAUUUAUUGCAAAUUAUUUGUUUAUUAUUAGCAAAGAGCUAUCCACCAGUUGGUGGCGCUAAGAGCGGUAUUGAGUGCGGUAUGUUACAGUAGAUGGCGCUACAAACAUUAAAAACAUUAAAUGAAAAUGCGUUGUUUGAAGUUUAUAUUAUUUGAGGUAAAGUUAUACGAGUCUAUGACUUCCAAAAAAAAAUAAAAAUUGGGCGGGGCGAAGUUCGCCGGGUCAGCUAGUAAUAUAUAAAAGUCAUA
Molecule: messenger RNA, 3596 nt
Organism: Bactrocera dorsalis (oriental fruit fly)
Lineage: Eukaryota; Metazoa; Arthropoda; Insecta; Diptera; Tephritidae
Gene: Cep89
Product: protein Cep89 homolog
Exons: 2
Coding region: 182-1762 (526 amino acids)
Biological process (GO): cilium assembly; mitochondrion organization; chemical synaptic transmission
Cellular component (GO): centriole; ciliary transition fiber
Source: RefSeq, a predicted model, not a curated record